Alternaria rosae is the source of this 1162-nucleotide messenger RNA. RefSeq lists its product as uncharacterized. The coding region runs from base 28 to 1095 and encodes 355 amino acids. NCBI's taxonomy places the organism in Eukaryota, Fungi, Ascomycota, Dothideomycetes, Pleosporales, Pleosporaceae. The transcript has a single exon. The record is from RefSeq and is a predicted model, not a curated record.
UCUCUAUUCACCAUCACUAGCGAAUUAAUGGCACGAGCUGAGUUGAAGGGAGAUGUACAGCGAGGGUUCGCAAGCUUGCCAUCAGAGCUGUUCCUCAACAUUCUCGAUCAACUUGUGGGUACCCACAACGGCCAGCAGCCUGUAGCGUACGCGCCGUCAAACACCAUCACCAAGACAUUGCGCGCACUCACUUUGGUGUCGCGCAAUACUUACCUUAUAGCCACACAAUAUCUUUACUCUCAUUGUCUUUAUCUGGAUAGUUGCACGACUUGUGCGCGAUUUCGAAGAACACUCGGACUAAACCUGGGGCGUCACCCACAAGCUCUCAACUAUGGAGAAGCCGGGCGAAACGAAGGACUGUUCGCGGAAGCCCAGGCACUCCGUCAUAUCACCUCCAUAUUCGUUUCGCCAACCGAGGUGCGCAGGCUGAUCGAAGGGAACCAUACGCCUUUGGUGCGACUACCACAGAUCAUCGAUCUCUGCAAUAUGAUAGGGCCUUCGCUCAAGAGACUGGCUUUAGACCUCUCUGCAAUCUAUGCGCCACCAAGUGAGGUUGAGCAAAUCAGGCCACAUGUCACCGAGAACAGGGUCUUUUCACACAUGAUGCACCUUGAAGAGCUCAUUGUCAGCUACGAUGUGGUCAACUACUUUCGACACCCACCACCCAAUCUAAAACGGCUUGCCAUCACUACGCAGGAGAUGACAGAUCUGGAAAUAGCGUUCUGUCUCAAGACACCAUCUCUGCAAACGCUUGUUAUGAUGCGACCCUUCAAUCUAGCAGCCAAAGACAUCGACACCCUAUUCAGAUCAUACGACGGCAGAAGCCUCGACGUUGUCCUGGUAGAUGUAAAUUCCAACCACCGGACACCUGAAAAGACUCGAAAUUGGACAGGACAAGACGCAGUACGGAUCUGGGAAGCCGACGUACCUAUCAGCUUUUACGGCGACGAUGACGACAUCAUACUAUGCGAUGCCUGGAUAUGGAAUCACGGAGUCGGCGGUACCCUAUGGAGUCAGGACAGGCGGCGAAUGGCGUCUUGGGAAGAUGUUGAGAAGCGUCUGGCUGGCCCAGUACACACAUUUGUGGAGGUGUAGCCCCGAGGCUAUUGCGCAUCAGGUCAUCACUGCUUGAGCAGCACCGAAGUGGCAUCAAUAUCGGCCU